Molecule: messenger RNA, 393 nt
Organism: Prorocentrum cordatum
Lineage: Eukaryota; Dinophyceae; Prorocentrales; Prorocentraceae
Source: the annotation of a GenBank genome assembly
AUGGCCGCGUUAGAGAGCAUCAUGAUGAAGGUGGCUGCUGGUAUCGGCGCCGUGCUGCUCGUCGAGCUCGCCGUCUCUGUCCGCAGAGUGAAGCGAGGUAAUAUCCCUCGCUCGAAGCUUGUCGGACACGCGGUUUCCGUCUUUUUGACGCUUGUCUUGGCUUGGGUCUGUAGCAAUGCUGGGCGCACCAUCGUUGUGUCGACUUGCAAAGUAGCCACCUGGUUCAAUACCGCGGUGCCGAGCACGAAUGCUGGGCACAUGCUUGCGCUGAGUGCAUCGGUGGCUGGCGCGGUAGCAUGCUGUGGUGUCGGAGCCUACUACUCGUCUGGCCUCACCAUUGCGGCGGUAGUCCACAAGGGGCGCACCGAUGGAUUUCGAGACCUCCUUUCUUGA